CAAACCACAACUUUCGUCAAGAAUACUCUUUUCCUUUUCUCCAAGUGAAUACUCUUCCUUUCUCCAAUGGCAGAAGGAGUCCUCUUCAACAUUGCACAAGGGAUCAUUGAAAGGUUAGGCUCCCGUGCUUUUGAAGAGAUUGGAUUGGUUUUGGGUGUCAACGAUGAGCUCCAAAAGCUUAAACUUGUAGUUUCCCAACUCCGAGCUGUUCUUCUUGAUGCUGAGCAAAAGCAAGCCAACAGUGAAGCAGUCAAAGAGUGGCUCCAAAGCGUAGAAGAUACAGUUUAUGAAGCUGAUGACGUGCUCGAUGAGUUUUAUACUGAAGCUCAGUGGAGACAAAUGGUGCCCGGAAAUAAUAAAGUGUCAAAGCAGGUACGCAUCUUCUUCUCUAGCUCAAAUCAGCAUGUUUUUGGGCUGAAAAUCGGUCAUAAGAUUAAAAAUAUCAACCAGAGGCUGCAUGUGAUUGCCUCCAACAGAAUGUUUAUUCAAUUAGAACAAGUGAACCACGAAGAUGCAGGAUUUGAAAUAAGAGAGAGGGUCACCCACUCAUUUGUCCGCGAGGAUAAUAUAAUAGGGAGAGAUGAAGAUAAAAGAGCAAUUAUUCAACUUAUGUUGCAUCCCAUCUCUACAGAGAAUACAGAGAAUGUGUCUGUCAUUUCCAUUGCGGGAUUUGGAGGAAUGGGAAAAACUGCACUUGCCCAACUCGUAUUCAACGAUGAAGAGGUUCAAAAGCAUUUUGAGCCGAAAAUGUGGACAAGUGUCUCUAAUUCAUUUCAGUUGGAUAUACUUGUUAAGAAAAUCCUAAAAACUGACAUGUUCGACAUGGAUCAGUUGCAAAAAGAACUGAGGAAAAUAAUAGAUGGGAAGAGAUACCUCCUUGUGUUAGACGAUGUGUGGAAUGAGAAUCGUAACAAAUGGCUUAGCUUGAAAGACUUGUUGAUGGGUGGUGCAGAAGGGAGUAGAAUUCUAAUAACUACUCGUAGUAAAAACGUUGCAAAUAUAGCAGAUACAGCUGAACCAUAUAACUUAAGGGGCUUGAAUGAAGAGCAGUCCUGGUUUUUAUUUAAGAAAAUGGCGUUCAAAGAGGGAAAAGAGCCAGAGAGUUCAACAAUUAAAGCCAUUGGGGAGGAGAUUGCACUACUACAAUUAUGGGAAACCACGACCCGUAUUAGACGACCGUAAAACUAAAAAGCGUCUUGUUUUUAAAAACACCGUCGUGCUUUAAAAGGAGGAGAUAAAAAUUACGACCAUUCAUUUAUAUAACCGUCGUGCUUUAAAACGCGCUGGACCAAAAUUUCAUUUAAGUUUUAAAUUUUCACGGACAGCUCUCUCUCUCAAACACUCCUCUCGCGACGUUUUCAGAAAUCGCUCUCUCUCUCUCUCUCUCUCUCACUCACUCUCAAUUCCCUUUCUCAUCUCUGAAAAGCCGUCUUGGUUACGAGCUCACCGUCCAGGUCACAAAUCUCGCCAUCCAGGUCACAGAUCUCACCUUCCAGGUCACUGAGGUCGCCAUUUUGGUUUCAAUAUCGCGAUAACUCUCUAGCUAUCUUCACUCUGGCUCUCUCAACGACUCUCUGUCUCGAUGGCUCUCUGUCUCUCCAUCUUCCUCUCUCCGUCUCUCUCUUGAUGGCUCCCUCUCCAUCUUCCUCUCGACGGCUCUCUCUCGUCGUCUAUCUCUCGAUGGCUCUCUCUUGCUGGCGCUAUCUUUCUUGUUGUCUCUCUCUAGCUCACUCUAUCUCUUCGCUGGCUCGCUCCAUCUCUCUCGCUGGCUGGCUCCAUGAGAGCCUCCCUUCCUCCAUUCCCCAGGGAUUUAUAUAUGUGUGAAUUUGUGUUUGUUCCUCCAUUGUUUAUGAGAUUCUGAAUCAGAGAAAUCCAUUUGAUUGAAGCUUGGAAACAAAGCGUCUAUGGAGAACAGAUUUUGCUUGUGAUUGUGUCGAUUUGAGUUUCUAUUUGGAUGCUGUGAAAACUGAGACAAAGGGAUUUAAAAAAGGGGAGCAUAACUUAUCUCGAUUGGCAGUUUCAAUAUGGUAAGUUAACUUUUGUUGGUGCUGUUUAUAUGGUCUAAGUCAUGCUUAGCUUGAGUUAAUAUGCAGAAGUGUGGGUGGUGCUUGCAUCUUAUGUUAUUCAUGUCGAGAUUUGAGUCAUAAUAGUAAAAUAUGCAUAGAGAAAUGGAAGUAGCACUACUCCAACUAAUUUUAUUUUAGUUUUUUUAUUCCCAAAUGAAGCUAGACAGGGCUACAUAUCCCCUUAUUUCAUCACCAACCAGAAAAAUCAGAAAUGUGAAUUGGAAAAUCCUCUAAUCAUAAUCCAUGAGAAGAAAAUCUCAAGUAUUAAUGUCGUGGUUAAAGUAUUGGAGUUGGCUUUGCAGAAGCAAAGGCCUUUGCUGAUUGUCGCUGCAUAUGUGGAGAGUGACCUUAUUCUAAAUAAGCUUCGUGCUAGAAUCAAGGUCUGUGCAAUCAAAGCCCCUGGUUUUGGUGAAAAUAGGAAAUCCAGUCUCCAGGAUCUUGCCGUUCUCACUGGGGGUUCUAUUAUUACUGAGGAGAGGAGCUUGGUUGAAUCUUGACAAAGUGGAAUUGAAUAUGCUCGGCACUUGGAAAAAGGUCACAAAUUCAAAAGAUGACACUGUAAUUCUUGAUGGUGCUGGUGACAAGAAGGUUAUUGAUGAAAUAUCUGAACAGAUAUGCACAUAACCUGUUGCUGAUAUUGCUGGGAGGGGAAUAAAGCAGCUUGGAAAAUGUGCACGAAGGCAAAGCCAACUCAUACACUGAAGAACAAAUUGAUGAAGUUAAAAU
Messenger RNA from Prunus avium (sweet cherry), 2792 nucleotides. NCBI's taxonomy places the organism in Eukaryota, Viridiplantae, Streptophyta, Magnoliopsida, Rosales, Rosaceae. The record is from RefSeq and is a predicted model, not a curated record.